This is a messenger RNA of Haliaeetus leucocephalus (bald eagle), 2611 nucleotides long. RefSeq names its product GRAM domain-containing protein 2-like. The record is from RefSeq and is a predicted model, not a curated record. Bases 1613 to 2611 code for a protein of 332 amino acids. NCBI's taxonomy places the organism in Eukaryota, Metazoa, Chordata, Aves, Accipitriformes, Accipitridae. The transcript has 11 exons.
GCCUCUGCUUGUGGGGCUGGAAGUGGGGAAUGGGCACCGGGCGGGCAAUGCUGCAGGGUGCCCAUAGGAUUGUGGAGUGUGCUGCUCCGGCUGUCAGCUCUGCCUGGGAGGGGGAUGCAUUUGCAGCUUGUCUUGGGGGCAGCUGAACUCCCCUCCCCAAGGGCUGUGGUCACAGAGGUGCGUGCAGAGCAUGCUUUUACCCACUGGGUGCUCAUUCAGGUCCUGCGCGGCCCCCUUUCAGGGCAGUGCAGGUGGGAGACACUGGACAGGCAGCUCUGCUCACCACAGCCACACCUGGGACUGGGUUUUCCCCCCCCCCCCCCGGUGGGGGUCCUGCACCACACUGCUCCAGAGGCUGCAGAGGGCCAUGGCCAGGGACCCCCCCCAAGGGUUGGCAGGUCUGCAGCUGCUUAGUGCCCCUUUCCACCCCUCAGGCUGCCCCAUGGGACUCCCACUGCCAGGGGGACACGUGGGCUGGUGCCAGCAUCACCCUGCUGGCACUUGCAAACCUGAGGGACUCCCCGUGCAGAAGCCCCCCAGCCUACAGGCCCGGCGAGAUGGGCAGGCAGGCCUGGUGGCGGGAUGGCUUCCCACAUCCCACUGGGAGCUGGGGUGCGUGGUCCUCCCCGGGCCAUGCCGUGGCAGCAAUGGUAUCCGUUCACCCCUUUGCAGCCCCCCAGGCGCCCUGGGGUCAGCGUCGCGGGCUCUCACCCAGCCAGCCCUGGGUUGGUAUUUGCCCCGACGCCUCCCUGCAAACCUGCUGCGGCCAGUCCCGGCCCCGCCUGCCUGCCCUUCCUCGCCAGCGGGAAGAGGAGGAGGAGGAGGCAGCUGCGGGCUGGGAACGGCUCUGGAAGGAGCGCGAGCAGGAUACGAGCCAGGCUGUGGGCCAGGCCGGACGGGACAGGAGGGCUUGGCUGUGCUCGCCACCAGGUAUGGCAUGGACUGGGCAGGACCUGCCCCGGCGAGGGGGCUCUGCUGCCCGCAUGUGGAUCUGGCAGCUGAGCCUUCUUCCCGUCCCCUACGGAGCCAGCGGGGCCAUGCACCCUCGCUCCGAGCACCGGGAGGGACCCAGGGGCCAUCACACCCCAGUUCCCACCUGCAAGCCGGCAGCAGAUCUGGCCUGGCCGCUCCCGGGGACCUGGCAUCCACCCUGGCACACACCGUCCCUCCCGCCAGGACAGGGUACAGGCUGGCAGGACAGGGUCUGGGUGGCUCUUGGCGCUGGGUUUGGGGCCUCUGUGCCGGGGAGGCUGCAAGGACAGGGGUGCGGCAUUUCCCUGGAGCUGGCCGGUGGGACGGUAAUUGUGCCGCUCCCUCCGGGGCUGUGGGGCAGCAGGCAGGGACUAACCACUGCCCUGCUGCCAGCACUGCUGCCUACGGGCUGCUGGGUUCUCCCCGCUGCCGGGCAGGGCUGUGCUGCUGCGGAAACUGUCAUGGAGAGAAGCACUCGUGUGACCAGGUGGGCUUUGCUCUCCUGGUCCCAGCAGGAACUGAGCCAUGUCCCCUCUGGGAGAGGGACUGGCUGGUGACACCAUCAUGGGAGCUGCUGUGCUGAGGGGAUGGGCAGCAUGGGGACUGUCCCCCACUAACCUGCCCCAUCUCCCCCAGCUGCAUGUCGGGCUCAUCCUUCAUGCUGGGGAAGCUGAGGAGGAGUGGAAGGGGGGGGCUGGUGGAGAAGCAGUGGCAGAGCCUGGAGGAGAAGAGCAGCACCAGCACGCAGCUGGGGCACCCUGUGCUCACCAGAUCCAAAACCUGCGACCCCUCCUUCUGCACGGACACAGAGCAGGCUGCGGUGGCCACGGGCAGGCAGGGAAACCUGUCCCCGUCGCUAAGCAAGCGCACCGCAAGUUACCGCAAAGCUUUCGGGGAGCUCACCGAGCAGGAAGAGCUGCUGGCCUGCUUCUCCUGCGCUUGGCAGAGAGAGGUGCCCUACCAUGGCCGCCUCUACAUCACCUCCCACCACGUCUGCUUCCACGCCAGCCUCCUGCUCAAGGACAUCAAGGCUGUGGUUCCUCUCGCCUCCAUCUCAGCCCUCAAGAAGACCAACACGGCGCUCCUGGUGCCCAACGCACUCAGCAUCCGCACUGCCGAGGGGCAGAAGUUCCUUUUUGUGUCACUGCACCGUCGGGAGGCCACGUACCAGCUCCUGAAGUCGGUCUGCAAACACCUGCAGGACAACAGCUGGAGCCCUCUGGCCUCUCUGAGCAGUGAGGAAAUCCUUAGGAAGCCUCUGACCUCAAGCCAGUCAGACCUGGAGCAGAGUACCCCAGAGCCUGACAACCUCCAGGAGCCGCUGGAUGAGCUGAGCCCAACGCCAAGGCAAGCAGAGGAGGAGGAUGAAGAGGUGGCGGCGCUGGCUCUGAGCAGCAGUGAGCGGUUGCCCUUGGCAAAGCCACGCGGCUUCUGGGGGGGACCCCACACCACGCUAUGGGCCAAGAUCACCACGCAGCUGAGCCUCCUCAACACCGUCCUCCUCAUCUACCUGCUGCUGAUGAUGACCCUGCUGCUGUCCUCAAUGUACAUCGGUCUGCGCAUCAUGGAACUGGAGCAGCAGCUGGCAUCUGUGGAGGCUAGGCCAGACCUCAACCUGUCACAGCAGUACAAGACAUGA